This is a messenger RNA of Myxocyprinus asiaticus (Chinese sucker), 2008 nucleotides long. RefSeq names its product von Willebrand factor C domain containing 2 (gene vwc2). Gene Ontology annotation, biological process: negative regulation of BMP signaling pathway. The transcript has 4 exons. The record is from RefSeq and is a predicted model, not a curated record. The coding region runs from base 282 to 1232 and encodes 316 amino acids. Lineage: Eukaryota; Metazoa; Chordata; Actinopteri; Cypriniformes; Catostomidae. Gene Ontology annotation, molecular function: protein binding. Gene Ontology annotation, cellular component: AMPA glutamate receptor complex.
CAAAACGUGCAGCGCUGCAAGGAUACACAAUUAUGAAUACUAUAGGGAGCAAUGGGAGCGUGCAACAGUAUUUCCUGCGUGCAGUUAUGAGGUUUUCUUCAGUGUGCAGAGACUGAUGAACGCUAUCGAGACGCGAUCUUACACAACUAUCUUUACAAUACACAGUCAGAUCAACGGACAUCGCUCACACAUGCAGAUGUGACGGUUCUGCUGUUGGUGCACUAGACUCUACCUGUAAUUUGCAGAUUGUAAUGUGAGCUCAGGUGAAGUCUCAUCGUUUUAUGCUGGAGGAGAGGAGAGAGAUGCUACACUCUGCUGCCAUGACAACAGGACUUAUCUUUGUCACCUGGCUCUUGUAUACCAGCGCACGGGGCAAUCCCAUUGUGUCUGUGCCAGAGGCUGGCGAAAAAGAGCGUUUGGAGCGUGUUCUGACCCAGGCCAAAGAAGGUGCACUGAGCCCAAGUGCAAAGCAAAGUGUGGAGGAGCUUAGUUAUCUUGAACUGGAUGUUAUCAAAGGGGGCAACAGAUCCAGUACUGGUAGGACUCGACCCAACUUGAGCCCCUUGAGACGUGGAUCCAAAAUGCAAGGAAAGCCCCUAGAAGCCUGGGGCGAGCAAGAACCCCUCAAACAAACCGAAGAGGCUCCCACAGAUGAGGUGAACAUCUCCCUGGAUGCUAUUGAUGAGUAUGCAUACCCUGAUUACAGGGGAAAAGGCUGCAUGGAUGAGACAGGGUUUGUGUUUGCCAUCGGGGAGAAAUUUACCCCAGGAUCGUCCACCUGUCCCUGCUUGUGUACAGAUGAAGGCCCUUUGUGCGCCCAGCCUGAGUGUCCAAAACUUCACCCCCGCUGCUUGCGUGUCGACACGAGCCAGUGCUGCCCACAGUGCAAAGAGAAGAAAAACUACUGUGAAUUUCGAGGAAAGAUCUACUCAUCUCUUGAAGAGUUUAAGGUGUCUCCGUGUGAGAAGUGCCGUUGUGAGCCCAGUGGAGAGGUUCUGUGUUCUGUGUCAGCUUGCCCACAGACAGAGUGUGUUGAUCCGGAAUACGAGCCUGACCAGUGCUGCCCUGUGUGUAAAAGUGGGCCAAACUGCUAUGCAGACACGGCGGUGAUCCCUGCUGGCCGAGAGGUUAAAAUCAACGAAUGCACCAUCUGCUACUGCACGUAUGAGGAGGGCACCUGGCGUAUCGAGCGGCAGGCCACCUGCAGUAAAAACGAGUGCCAGCCAAGCUAAGGUGGCGAUGGGGGCGUCGCUCCAAGCGCAGCCUUCACCCAGACAGCUGUGGUCCAUAUCGGCUCAACACGGCAGCUGCGAGACUCACUCGCAGCCAGGACAUCAGCGCUGUGUGGAGUUGCACCAGUCACAACCAUUUGUGACAGCUCAUGACUAUAUGAACUCAGAGUGUCCAAUAGCAUGCAGCGGAUGGGCCAAUUAACCUGGGAACAGGGUCGUGGGCCAGAGUGCAAAAUGCAACAUUCCUCACAUUGUAGUGGAGCCUCUAAGUUUGACAUAGCAUCAUGACAAGUGAAGAGAUUCAUUAGAGUUACAUACGUAUAUAGUCUUAGAAUCAAGAGGCAUGGAGUUAAAUUCAACUAUAUUAGUACUUAAAAUUUUUAUUGAGAUUUAUAAUCCAUAUAUAGGAUAUUUAUUUAUGUAUGUGGUGGUUCGAUGAUUAUGAUUGAAUUCAAAUAUCUGAUUUACAGUAAGAAAUUGAUAUUUUUAUAGCCACUGUAUUUUGAUAUGCUGUUACGUUUCAUACUGGGUCAGACUUGUGUCCACCUUAUUAGAAUGUAUAAUGCACCUACAGCUGUCAAUGUGUCUGGUGGUAAGUUUUUUUUUUUUUGUCAAAGCCAAGAUGACAAGCUGCAGUCAGGAAUCGCACACAGCAUCUAACACAGAAUAGACAACAAAGCAGAAUGGAUUUGGUGUCUGUUUAAUGAAACCUUAAAAAAGGCUGCUUGCAGAUGUUUGCAUUGAUGUAAAGUCUCUAUUGUGCUCUUAAAUGAGGU